GUGACUGAAAGCUCUGGAAGUAAGGAGACCUUGAGAGAAGCUUCCUCUUGUUCAUCUACCUGGGGAAGGGAAGGGGGGCCUAAACCAGAACGUAGGCUAGGCCUCAAACUUCUCAACAUGAUAAUAAAUGAUACACGUUCUGCUCUGUGGAAAGCUUUAGUUAAGCUUUUCAUUCAAAUUUACAGUUUAGUUUAGUUCAUCAGUGAUGAGAACAGACUGAGUCACUGUGUGCUCAUGGGAAGAAAAGAGACUUUCAUAACAGCAGGCAUUCAAAUGUACUGAUUCCCUUCAGAACAGUCUACAUGGAUGUUGUUAUUGACGGACAGGCACAUUGCGCUGAAGGGCCCUCUGUGACAGGGACCAGAAGUCCCGGCUGUGCUGUGUGGGAGCUUGACGGUGAAGCGGAUCUCUGUCUUCUGCGGAAAACACCCAAGACCAAAAAAAGACCGGAGCGGGGGACCGUGUACCGAGGCGACUUCUCAUGAGCCAUUUUAAAAAAUCUCGUCCAGACGGAGGCUAAACGUGCUGUGUGAAGGCUGCCGGGCUUCAGGCUGGGUGAGGACGCCCACAUCUGUCCAGAGGGGGGGAAGAAAACGUCUGCACCCAAAGGAGAAAUCCGGCUUUUACACACGGCCAUGUGAGGUCCGACUAUGGAAAGCCAGAGUGCGCAAAGCUGUCCAGCCCAAAGGAAAGAUGGAGACAAUGGAAGUCGCACAAACAUAAACUCCUGUGUUUGAGAAAUCAACGACUCCUACAUGGUACACAACUGUGGAGUACAGAGAUGGAAGAGAGCCAGUAAGGCAGCCAUGUUUGUAAAACCGAAUGAGGAAACGAGAGGUGCACAUUCUUUGGAUCACGUUGCUACAGAAGAGUAGGCGUGCUCGAUACGUGCACAUGACACAGGACGAGCUGAGUCAAAUGACAGCACUGGAUGGACUGGCCACAGACGCAGAUAUGUAAGAAGACAUCACUCUGAUGUGCAGGUCCUGACAAUCAACACACUGCUGUGAUUCAUGCCACAUAUGUGGGCUCUCAGGGGGGAAAGGCGGUUACUCAACAGAGGAGAAAAGAGCAGAUGAUGUAUACCGGAGAGUGAUCAGCACUUGGUCUACUCCUGUCGGACAACUAAACAGCUUUCCAUUUUUUCGACAGAAGGGAGAGGGCAGGAAGAAGUUCUGAGUGUUCACCAUGCCUCGGAAUCGAGCCUUUUCAGAACCGGAGUACUCUGUGGAGUAUUCUGCGGACUGCUCGGUGACGCUGCCCUCUGACCCUGGACAGGCAGUGGGGCGAACACACGAGGUCACGGUCCGGAGCUCAGGAUGCUGCCUCUGCCUGCCGCGGUUCAUGCGCCUCACCUUUGUGCCUGAGUCUCUUGAGAACCUCUACCAGACCUACUUCAGACGGCAGAGACAUGAAACCCUGCUGGUGCUUGUUGUUUUUGCCGCACUCUUCGACAGCUACAUCAUCGUCAUGUGUGCAGUGGUCUACACCACUGACAAACUGGCUUCUGUCUUAGUAGCAUCAGUGGGACUGGCAGCAGAUAUUAUCCUCUACUUGCUGUGCCGCUUCGGGCUGCUGCCAGACCGCAUCUCAAGACGGGUGGUGCCCUAUGCCCUGUGGGUGCUCAUAGCAGCUCAGGUAUUUUGCUACCUGGGGUUGAACUAUGCUCGCUUCCACCAGGCCAGUGACACAGUGGGCUGGCAGGCUUUCUUCAGCUUUUCCUUUUUCCUGACUCUGCCUUUGAGGCUGACGCCCAUCGUGCUCAUCACUGCUGUAUCCUGUGGGAUCCACACCUUGGUUCUGGGCGUCACCAUCGCACAGCAGCAGCAGGAGAACAUCCAGGGGGCAGCACUUGGCCGACAGCUGCUGGCCAACAUUGUGAUCUAUGUCUGUGCCAUCACCGUGGGCAUCAUGUCAUACUACAUGGCUGACAGGAAGCAUCGGAAGGCCUUUUUGGAGGCAAGACAGUCACUGGAGGUCAAACUCAACCUGGAGGAGCAGAGCCAGCAACAGGAACGCCUGCUGCUCUCCAUCCUUCCAAAGCACAUAGCUGACGAAAUGCUUCAGGACAUGAAGAAGGAGCCCAGUCAGAAGGAGAUGCAGCAGUUCAACACCAUGUACAUGUACAGACAUGAAAACGUCAGUAUUUUGUUUGCAGACAUCGUGGGCUUCACCCAGCUGUCGUCGUCCUGCAGCGCUCAAGAGCUGGUGAAACUGCUCAACGAGCUCUUCGCCCGCUUUGACAAGCUGGCCGCAAAAUAUCACCAGCUGAGGAUCAAGAUCCUGGGAGACUGCUACUACUGUAUCUGCGGGCUACCGGACUACAGGGGGGACCACGCUGCCUGCUCCAUCAUGAUGGGCUUGGCCAUGGUGGAGGCCAUCUCGUACGUCCGAGAGAAAACGCAGACAGAUGUGGACAUGCGGGUUGGAGUGCACAGUGGCACAGUCCUGGGGGGAGUGCUGGGUCAGAAGCGCUGGCAGUAUGACGUCUGGUCCACAGACGUCACGGUGGCCAACAAAAUGGAGGCUGGAGGAAUACCAGGUCGCGUCCACAUCUCACAGAGCACCUUGGAGUGUCUUCAUGGCGAGUUUGAUGUGGAGCCAGGGAACGGAGGUGACCGCUGUGACUACCUGAGGGAGAGGGGCAUUGAGACCUACCUGGUGGUUGUCCCUAAAGGACCUCUGGGAAAGAAUGGCAUCAAUGGUGUAAAGCUGUCUGUAACCUCUUCCAAUGGAAACUCCCCGCUGUUGAUCAACACCACAGAAUGUAAUGGCAGUGUAAAUACAGCCUGCACCACACCGGAGGAACCAGAAGAGCUGGACACGAGGGUGGUGAAUCCAUCGUUUCCUAACCCUCGCAGAAGGCUGCGGCUGCGGGACCUGGCUGAAAGGGUGAUCGAUGCUCAGGAGAACGAGCAGGAGCUCAACAAACUGCUCAAUGAGGCUCUGCUGGAGAGAGAGACAGUCCAAGCUCUGAAGGGGAAACACACCAACAGGCUCUCCCUGAGGUUUGUGGACCCAGACCUGGAGACUCGUUACUCGGUGGAGAAGGAGAAACAGAGCGGAGCAGCCUUUUGCUGCUCCUGUGUGGUCCUGCUCUUCACUGCAGCGAUGGAGGCGCUCAUAGACCCCUGGCUGAUUGCAAACUACAUCACAUUUGCAGUGGGAGAAGUCCUGCUGCUCAUCCUGACAAUCUGCUCUCUGGCUGCCAUCUUCCCCAGAGUCUUUCCCAAGAAGCUGGUGUCUUUUUCCACUUGGAUUGACCACACCCGCUGGGCCCGUAACACCUGGGCCAUGGCAGCUAUCUUCAUCCUCACCAUGGCCAACAUCAUGGAUAUGCUGAGUUGUCAGCCUCAAGUCGCAGACUUGAGCAGCCCCACAGCGGCUCCCUCCUUCUCCUUUGGCCCUGGUGGCUGCCUGGACAACCCCAAAUAUUAUAGCUACAUCGCAGUGCUGGCACUGAUGGCCACCACCAUGCUGGUUCAGGUCAGUCACAUGGUGAAGCUGACACUGAUGCUGCUCAUCACAGUCGCCACUGGCAUUGUUAACAUCUACAGCUGGAGGGACAUCUUCGACAGCUAUGACACUGCUCGCUUCCAGGACUACAGGUCAUACCUGGUGCCCUCCAAGUUAACAAUGACACUUAUGAUCUUCAUUAUGAUGGUCAGCUUCUAUUAUUUCUCCCGACAUGUGGAGAAGCUCGCCCGCACCCUGUUCCUAUGGAAGAUUGAAGUCCAUGAACAGAAGGAGAAAGUGUAUGAGAUGAGACGCUGGAAUGAAGCACUGGUGACCAACAUGCUGCCUGAACAUGUAGCUCGACACUUCCUGGGCUCCAAGAAAAGGGAUGAGGAGUUGUACAGCCAGUCCUACGAUGAGAUCGGAGUCAUGUUCGCCUCAAUCCCCAACUUCUCUGACUUCUACACAGAGGAGAGCAUCAAUAAUGGAGGGAUUGAAUGCUUACGGUUUCUCAAUGAGAUCAUCUCAGACUUUGAUAGUCUGCUGGAUGAGCCUCAGUUCCGCUGCAUCACAAAAAUCAAGACCAUUGGCAGCACCUACAUGGCUGCAUCAGGUGUCACCCCAGACAUCAGCAAUGGCUACAACUGCAUGAAGAAGGAGGAUCAGUCUGACAGAGAGCGCUGGCAGCACCUGGCAGACCUGGCAGACUUUGCUCUGGCCAUGAAGGUCACACUCAUGAAUAUCAACUACCAGUCAUUCAACAACUUCAUGCUCCGCAUUGGUCUGAAUAAGGGUGGAGUGUUAGCAGGAGUUAUCGGUGCCCGGAAACCCCACUACGACAUCUGGGGCAACACUGUGAACGUGGCCAGUCGCAUGGAGUCCACAGGGGUUAUGGGAAACAUCCAGGUGGUGGAGGACUGCUACAACAUCCUGAAGGAGUAUGGCUUCCGCUUUGUGAGGAGGGGCCCCAUCUUUGUGAAGGGCAAAGGAGAACUGCUCACAUAUUUUCUGAAGGGAAGAGACAAACAAGGCUCAUUUAUCAACGGUUCCUCCGUCACGCUGCCACACCAGGUGGUGGACAGCUAAGGACCACACACACUCUCUCACACACACACACACACACACAGAGUAAUCACAUCUAGUGUGUAAUGAAUACAGAAAAAGCAGAAAGAGAGUUUUUGGAAUGAGAAGUAAUUUGCCUAAAAACGCUCUGGUACCUGGAACAGAAAAAUACUACUGACACACACCUGUGACAACACCCCACACACAACUCAACUCACACAUACAGGGUCACUGUCUAUGGAUAGAUAUAUCUACCAUUAGAGAUUUGAUUGAAGUUUAAGUGAUAUGUUGGAAUUGAACCAUGGAACUCAAAACAUGAAGAAUAAUCAUCUUAAUGAGGAAUGAAGUAAAAGAUGGCAGCUUCGGACGUCUAGACUCAGAUUAUACACAAUUAAAACAAUACAAAUAAACAGAACUAGAAUAUAAAUAUCUGCAGUGCAUUCAGAAAUUAUUCUGACCCUUUUACUUUUUUCACAUUAUGUUAUAUUGCAGCCCUACGUGUAAAUCAUUUAAUGAUUUUUCCUCCUUUCCUACACUCAGUACAUCAUAACGACAGAGUGGAGACAGACUUUUAGAAACAUCUGCAAAUGUAUCAAAAAAGAAAAACUGAAAAUCACAUCGACAUCACUGAUAUUGCCCCAUAACUGUUCAGCUAUCAAAACACCCUGCGCAAAAUGAGGAUUGUUUUGAAAUCAACAUGAGGGUGAGGAUUGAUUCAAACUGAUUUAAAUACACAGAUGGGCUUUAUGUCUUUCCAGAAACAUCUUUCAGAUAAAAACAACAUUGUACGUGCACGCACACACACUCACACACACGCACACACCAAUUCUGAUGCCAUCUCUUCAGCCUAAAUUCUGAACAUUGUCAUUUACACUUCCAUGGACGGGAACCCGAAUGACUGUGAUGAGGAAGACGAUUUGAAAGUUGACCAGUGAGAGUUGAUAUAAACUGAUCUGCCACCUGCUGCCCAUGUGUGGUCGUAUGGGUGUUGCAUUACUCAUAGUGUAUUUUUCCACAGUCGAAGUAUUCUCUCUCCUUGAAUCAGAUCUGGAAGUCCUGUGUUCUCCUCUCAACUCGUGGAGCCCCUGCAGCACACUACACUGAUGGCCUCUGGACGUUUGUGUGCCUCGGAGCUGUGCUGAACAUGAAGGAUAACAGACAAUUUGCUCUGUGUUUCAGGAUAGAGACAGGUGAUGGUGUCAGGAGGCACACAUGGCAAAAACAUUUUUCACAUUAUGGAUUGAUGGAAGUGCCUAUCACAGUUGUGAUCGCAAUGUUUUAAUUAUGUUACUCUCCAGACAGGAAAUUCUACAAGUGCUUUCACAACGAUGCAAAAGGAUAAUUCCAGUUUAUGACAUUUUGGGUUUUAUUUAUGUAUCUCAAACCAACAUGUAAUUCUGAACGUGGCCACCACAUAAAAUGCUUUAAAUAAUGUGUCCAGAGUGUCUAAAUGUCUGACUGUUUGAUUGUUUACCUCUUUUAGUUAUGUCACCGUGACAUAUGAUCUCAGCUUCUACUUGAUGGGAACAUGUGAGGAAAAAUAAACUGGAAUUAUCUUUUAGCUGCGUGGUGGUUGCGGAAAAACGCUGAAACAAGUUUUUAAGCAGAUUGUGAAAGUAAUAUAGUACGCACUACACAAGGUAAAAUGAGCUUGAUGUGAUAUCACCGUUGGUGUUGUUCCUGGAACAUCUGAACUAUUUUACUCUGGGACCAUGAAAGCAACUGACCAAUCCCUUUCUUGCAUUGUUAAAGCUUUGCAACCCAGCAAAAAGACUGAAAUCUGUUGUAGUUUGGAACACGUGUUCCAAUCUAGAUAGGAGGAGAUCCAUCUAGAGAGGAGCCACUAGAAACUGUUUGUUCAAAGGCAAGCAAAAAAAGGACUUGUAAGGUGAUUGAUGGAUGAUCUGUCUAUCACCACCUAUCACAGGGUAACUCCAACCAAUCAGAUCAAAAGUAGGAGAGUGCUGCCACCAGCAGAGACACCUGGUGAAACAAAUCUUUAAUAAAGCCAGUGUCUAGAAAGGGGGCGUUCUUUGCCCUUCUGUCAAGAAAAUCUUCUUUCUAGUUCUGAAAGAACAACUAUCGCAGCUAUGCUGACUUCCUGAGGAGCCGCCACUGAUGUUUUGAAAUGAGCAGAGUUUUGUCUCUGGUCAGUACACCUAAACCAUGCCCACAGCUGCCAGUUGUUCCUUAUGUGCUUACUGGUUCAACAUCUGUGUAUUCAGCCACAAGUUUGUAGAGAGCUUAAGUCCCAUCCCUUCAGUUUCCCUCAUGGGAACUUAUUUCAGAAAAACCCUGUCUGGUAGUGAACGGAGAGAGACAAAUAAUUAAUUGAUCCUGUGUGAACUGUGUCUCGAAUCACAAAUAUGAUGUUUGUCAAACUGGUGAAACAUCAGACUGUGAAGAUUCGUCAUUAUAAAGACUACUCAGCCAACAGUUAUGUUAGGGACGUAGUCUCAUUGAUCACUCACCAAAACCCAUGAUUUAAACAUUAUAGAGCUGCUCCUGUAUAUUAGCAGCUCACAGAACUGAACCAGAACCAACUCUCUUUCACAGAACUGCUGUUGUCAAUAUGAGCAGAUUCUUUGUGAUGUUCAUCUUUUUACAACCUUUUCUGAGCCCAGUGGGCUCCAUGUUGGUGUUGGUGGUGUGUGUUGAUGAGACGAUGUAGUUCACUGAGCGCUUUAACACAAAAUUACAGGAGGUUUUAUUGUAAUAACAACAAACUGACACUUUAUUGACUUGGACAUAUUUUUCUCAAAUACCAUACAUGUGAUUCAUAACACAAUUCAAAUGGGAUAGAAAAAUAUUUAUUUCUCUUCAUUCACUACCAUACAAAGUUUUUGCAAAAUAAGGUCCCAUGAGGCAAACCAGAGGGGGCGUGACAUCACAAAUACUGCCUCACAGGGUAAUGUUCUCCCAAACCUACACCUAAACUGCAAAAGGAAACAAAAACAUGAAAAACACAAAGUAAAUGAACCUAGAAGAAAAUGAUAACUGAACAGUAUAACAAAAUGUUCUGAAGGGAUUCCAAACCCGGCAUCUUUGGUGAGGGUUCUGAACCCAUUCAGCCACAGCAGCUUUCUCCAAGUGGACUUGCUGCUCCUUAAGUUGAAAGCAUGUUUCAGGCACAACACCAACACCAGUUGAGAGGCUAUGACUUGUGUUGGUUCAGUGACGUUUGAGCAACUCCAUUUAUACCUGGUGUUAACAUAGCGUCUAUAUCUGGGUCAUUAUAUGUGAUCAUGAAGCCUUUGCAUCUGUACCUAGAAUUAAUGAUUGUUAUCAUUAUCUCAACUCUGCCUGCAGCAUGGUCAAACCUCAGCAACCUGGUGGAUUUGUUGUUUUUCAUUCAUGUACAUUUCUUCAUUAGCAGUGGCCAUCAACUUUGAAAAACUUCUUGCAAUGGAAGAUGUUGCUUAGCUUUUUUCAUCAGAAUGUGCCCGAACUACACAGACGUUAUUUUCACAUUGUUAAGUUCUGAUUACACUGUGAGCUUAACCACCUCCAGAAGUGGAUCCUAUGUGCAUUCACACAUGCCUUCACUUGUGCUUUCCCUGAUCCAGAAAAGAUCCAGAUCCAGAUCUUAUGUUAAUACAAGAUGGAAAUGGACUUUAACUUCACUGGUAAAUUUUGACCUAAAGUUUUAUUCUCUGCUGUCAAGAAAAUGGUGCAAUUUCCCAAAUGGAGACGGGUGUAUUCUAAUAUGUGUAAACUGUGGUCAUCGAAGGUUUUAGCUGCAGACAAGAAGUAUGCAGGAGAAAAACUUGACACAAUUGGAACCCUGUGUGGUUUUGCGGACACAAACAGCCUAAUUUAUUCUCAAGAGGAUGUGUCCUGUCACAGCCUCUGCAAGUCUGACCUCCAACUGAGCCACCUUGGUUCGUCUACCAAAGGUGGAGGCAGGGUGCAAAAAUUUGACACCCAAAUCAACACGUACACUGGAAAAGGAUGUGACGAAGAAUAUAUUUACACUUCUGUCAAGCCAACCUGCUCACCUGCAGGAAAGCCCAAUACUAUGCUUGUUUUUAGUCACAAGCUUGUCUUUUUGCUUGUGACAACCCUGUAACAUUAGUCCCCUGAUUGUUAUUCCGGGUUAUUACAAGGCUUUGACGUGACAGCAGUGAUAUGCAGGAGAAGAGCACACCCACCUGGCAGGAAGCAGCUGUACUAUGUGUGUUUCAGGGUAAAGUAUUUAGGGAGCUGCAUCUCGUCCUGUUGAUUCUAAAGCCCAUUAGUGUCUCUGUAGAAUGGGAUCAAAGUGCAAUAGUUUCUUCUUCUUACAGACCUGACACUUCUCUUAAGAAAAGGUUCAAUCAUAACUUCCCUUUUAAUUAUUUUUUUCUAGUGUAAUGUAAAGUUUUGUUCUAUUUAAAGUGGGGAAGAGAGGACUGAAUGUGUCCCUGUUGUACAUAGAGUUUAGGCAGUGUUUAUUUGUCAGAUUUAUUCACUGGAAAUGACAGGAACUUUGUUUUUUGUUUUGUUUUUCUUACACAGAUGUGAAAGUGCCAAAUGAUAAAAGAAAUGUUAAAGCCAAAACAUGGACCACAGCUGUUUCCUGAUUUGUACUAUAAAAGAAUCUCAGGCUUGGGAACAAAAUAGCACUUUGAAUAAUCUGUCAUGAUUCCAGGUUUUGGUGGCAACAGAAUUUUUGAGCUAAGUACCAAUACAAGAACAGUGAGAUGCCAUCUGGAGAGCCCACACCAGCAGGGCCAGCUGACGGCAUCAAAAACAAUGAGAUGAUUCUGGUUGUUGUUACCGCUCAACUUUUGCCUGAAUUUGAAUCAGAACCUUGAUUCAUCUUCUCAGUUUUUGUGGUUUCAAUUAGAAAUACUUUAGGUCUACUCAACCUGUUCUGAACAGUUUACCCCAACCUUGGUGUUUAAGUUGAAGUCAGUGUACCCUCUUUCAUUUCUCUUGUUUGUCAUCAUAAUGUGAGUUGAUUAUAAAAGUCUAAUAAAGAAGAGCCUCAGUGUUGUGA
This is a messenger RNA of Acanthopagrus latus (yellowfin seabream), 9499 nucleotides long. RefSeq names its product adenylate cyclase 3a (gene adcy3a). NCBI's taxonomy places the organism in Eukaryota, Metazoa, Chordata, Actinopteri, Spariformes, Sparidae. The coding region runs from base 1189 to 4542 and encodes 1117 amino acids. The transcript has 21 exons. Gene Ontology annotation, biological process: intracellular signal transduction; cAMP biosynthetic process; adenylate cyclase-activating G protein-coupled receptor signaling pathway. Gene Ontology annotation, cellular component: plasma membrane. Gene Ontology annotation, molecular function: adenylate cyclase activity. The record is from RefSeq and is a predicted model, not a curated record.